UACACCCAGAAUAUAUAUCGUAUUGAGUUGAAUAAAAAAGACUUCCUGUUUGUUUUGUUUACUGAAAUGUUACGGAUUCGAGCAAAAGGUAGUACAAAGACUUGGAACACCGUUCUUGUAAAAACGUAAAAAAAUACGUUUAUGAGAAGAUAGAAAAAGGCUAAGGAACACAAUGCAUGAGGCCUCGAUAGUUCAUUGACUGCGAAAGUUUUGCAUCGCUUAUAAAGUCAGGAAUAUGACAGUUGUUUCCAUUCGUUUGAUGUGUAUAAGCUCAUGAUUUUGUCAUUUGAUAAGCAAAGACUAUGGAUGACAAGAAAAAUUUCUCACUAACCUUUCCGUUUCAAAAGCAAAGAAAAGGUAGGUCUUGCAAUGUAUUCAACAAGAAUCAGUUGAAUUUUGAAUAUGACAACGAGGUUGAUCUAGAUAGAGUUUCGAUGCGACAACUUGAAGUUUUGGAAAUGAAAAUAAAUGUAGACGAAAAGAGUCACCAAGAUGAGAAAAAUCAAAUCCUGGAGAAAAGCGGGGAAAAAAUUAAAUUGCUGGAAGAUGAAAAUGACAGUUUAAAAAUUAAGACUCAGGAUCAAGCAGACAAAAUUAAACAGUUGGAUAACGCAAACACGAAAAAAGACAGAGAAAUACAGAAACUUAGGAAUAGAGAAGAUGAACUGUCCGAAAAGAUUUCUGAACUAGAAACUCAAAUUCAGCAAACAAAGGAAACCACCAUUGAACAGAAAUCAGAAAUUGAGAGGCUGAAAUCCGAGUUAUUUAAAGUAGAAAACGAGCUACAACAACUGAGAAUAAAAAAAGAGUCGGACGAAAAAUCUGUUCAAGAACAAAUACAAAAUCUGGAAACCAAAUUAGAAAAACGAGAUGCUGAAAUGCAAAGUAAAAUAGAAAAACGAGAUGCUGAAAUGCAAAGUAAAAAUGAAAAACGAGAUGCUGAAAUGCAAAGCAAAUUUGAAUCCGUGGUUGAAAAACAAUUAAAAGCACUUAUAGACCAGAUGAAAACUGGCUCAGGCAAUAAUGAUAAAACUACUAUAAAUAAUACAGGGAAUAUUCAAAUCAACCAAACUAAUAGUAAUGGUGCACAACAUACACACCGACAAAUGUACCCUAUGAAAAAAGUUACUCCUGUGUUCGAAGAUGGGAGAAGUCACGAAAACUCAUCAAGAUUACGUAGGGAAAGAGGACAUGGUCCAUGUGGACGACAAAAAACAGAAUAAUCUUAUUGUCAUGAUUGGAUAUAUUGGUUUAAAGGCGACGAGCACCUGGAUAUGAAAUAUAUCUACGGUAACCAAACAGUUUUAAUUGUCUCUUUAGCUUACGUAUCCUAUCAUGGCUUCCGUGUAGUUAACUGAGUGAUGUUUUGUUGACUGUUGAUUGUUUGUUUCGUCUUCUUUUCUUUCUAUCAUGUUGUUAUUUGAAUCACUUUUUGUCCAUUUGGCAUAUUGUUUCGUUUAAACAAGUUCGUCUACGCUCCAAAGCAAAAUGAAUAAACACUCUUCAUUUUAUCAUGUUUAUAAAAAGGUAUAGCUCCCCGUAUUUAUUUCGAGAACUAGGCAAAACACCAUUUAACAAUAUUAUAAAAUCAUUUGGAGUAAAAUCAUUUCUUGGCGAAUUUAACAUCAUAUUCAACGACUUUAAUCGGACAAAUAUUUUCAGGAACCCCCCUCUCACCCUUUUCAAUGAGAAAAACCCAAAAUACUAACAGAAGAAAACACUAUUCAUUCCUGUUUUCUUCCUAAUUAUCAGCAUAGGGUAAACUUGGGUCGAUUUGCAGAAAAUAGCAGAUUCGUAAUCCCCUUUAUAUUUAACAUAUUUGACAAAAUUUAACCCCUUUUUCAAAAUUCUAGAUAAUAAAAAAAUCAUUUAUAAAUAAGUCAAUCAUUAUAUAAUAUUUAUCAAGUGUUUGUUUAAGAACAAGUUAAUAAGUUGAAGGCACUUAACGUCUUGUCCUUAGUUCUUAUUUAUAAUCAUAAUACUCCAAUCUGACUUCUAUUAAAUUUUAUAUACACAAAUUUAAAAACAUAUUAUACCUACUUAUGAAACAAAAACAAAUGCAAUAUUGCGGCUCCGUGGAGUGUAAGUCAGAUGUCAGUUGUUAGUUUUCAGUUCCUAUCUACCUGAAGGGAUAAAUUGCUUCAGCCGACAAAGUUGUUUUAUAUUAAUGUUCAAAAGUAUAGUAUGCACGAAAUCGUGUUAUUUUACGUGACCUUUUGCGCCAGUUGCUAUUUUCAUGAUGUAUCAUUUGCGCCGAAUAUUAUUUUUUAAGGUAUCUAUUGCGCCAAUUUACGGAAUUCAUUUGCGCGAAUUCAACUGAACUAAUAUCUUAUCGUACGUGUAAUUCCUUAAUAAAUUAUGGUAUCUUAAACAUGAUAAUUUAUGUAAUAAAUGGGACUAUUGUUGCAAAAUGAUAACAAAGUAAAAGCUUUAUUGUACAGUUGUACUGUAGAUGUAAGAUAUUAUAACCUGGUUUUACAGAUUGGUUAGGGUCAAAUUAUAAUAUUAUGAUGCAUCUGUUUAUUUGAGAUCAAUCAUAGACAUUAAAUAUUACAGAAGUGCAUAAAAACUUCAUAGAAUACUAGAGUUAAUAAUUAGUAACCUUUGUACUUUCAUCAUAGGUUCGUGUUGCUCAGUCUUUAAGUUUUCUAUGUUGUGUUAUAUGUAAUGUUGUUUGUCGUUUUCUUUUUUAGCCAUGGCGUUGUCAGUUUAUUUUAGACUUAUGAGUUUGAAUGUUCCUCUGGUAUCUUUCGCCUCUCUUUUGUAAAGUAAAGAUUUUAUGAAUGACACUCGUUUGUGAAGUAAGAUACAUUAGACUAUUUUAUAAUAUGCUUAAUUGAUCAUGAUGAUAUGCUAUUUGAUACGACUUAUCAACUCAUGUAUGUAUUUACAUUUAGAAGUAUGAUGCAAAUUAUGAAUGUCACUGCAUUAUUGAUAAUCAGUAUAAUUGAUUUUAUACGGGAUAGAAUAUUACAUACGAUCUUUUGGCACCCCAUAAAUCACGACUAUUUUUAACAUGUUUAAUUCCACCCAACUAUUAUAUGUCAUACUACAUACAUGUUUGCAUUUUGGACAAUAUCAUCAAAUGUAUAGUUUUUACUUACUCAGGUGAGGUUUAGGAAUUUUUUGUCAAAUGUUUGGACUCCUUUGUUUUUUUCCAACGACACAGGGUAAAAUAUUUUGCUCAUAACACCCAUUUUUUCUUUUCAUGUAAGACUUCAAUAGCUCAUAAAAGGUCAUUUACCAAAAUUUAUGCAGAUUCUAGAUUUAUUUUCUUUCAAUUUGAGACCCAAGUAAUACCAAUGCAAAUGUAAGGUAAAAGUCCGAGUCAGCCUUUUCCCGCUAUUUUUAAAAGAAUAAAAUAUCUCGAAAAGGAGCUCCAUAACCUAUCAAUAUUUUAAGCUUAUUUUGUUCCUUAUCUAAUGCGCUUCUGACUUAUAGUAUCAAUUUUAAAUUCUAGUUUUUUUUUAAUUUCACCUAAGUACAUCCUUACAGCAGUUAAUAGCCGGUAUAACUCAAAAAAAGAAAGAUUUCAUGUCGUUGAAAACAACCGGAAUUAUACAAGAGGAGAACUCAGUCGAAGGGAUCUCGUUUUUGACUUGAAUUGCAAAUUUUAGCUUUUAGUAUAAUUGUAUUGUCUCACUGUGAAUAGAAGGAGUGAAGUCGUUCGCGGUUUUAAUUAUUAAAAUGAAUUGGUGCAAACGUUUUCUUUUUUUUUGGCGCAAAUGAUACAAGGCAUUUUGAAAAAUAAUGGCGCAAAGGUAGAAUUGGCAAAUGAGUUGCUUUGCAAACGGAUGAUUUUUUUUUUUUGGCGCAAACGGAUUUCGCCGGAGUUUUUCGUGCUUCUAUUCCUUUUUUAUAUUUUUCCCACUAGAGAAUACUAAGAAUUAAAUUAGCAUUACGUGAAUGCGCAAAUUAUUCAGUUAUUGUAUACGUAUUGUUUAUCUCGUUGGUUGUAAAUAUUAAUUUCAACUGUUUAAUAUAUUGGGUAAAACUGAGUAAGAGUUUGUCUUUUUGUAAAUUUUUUGAAUGUAAGAUAUUUUAUAGAAGCACUAUAAGCAAAAAUUUUUUAUAAAAUAAAACAUGCUACAUGUACUAGACGUUUAGCAACCAAAAAUCCAUCAAUCAAUCAAUUUAAAUAAAACAAACAAUGAAUUGUUUCAUCAUAUGUUUAAAUAUCCUUUCUUCAUUUGAUGAUAUCAUCUGCAAUUUAUAAUGUAUGUCUCAUGUAACAGGUCAGGUAAACAUUGUUAGGUUUAUACUUGGCAAGGGAAAAAGUUAAAUAAUUUCACAAUCAAUGUCAAUCUAUGAUCACAGACGUUUGAAGGUAUGGAGUUCGGAAACUUCUGUCUGAUGUUAAUAAAUGAUCCAAUGUUUCACAAUUGACUACAUUCUCCGAAUGUAUGCACAUGUGGAUAGCAAUGAUAAACAUGAUAGACUUUUCAAUGCAUAUGUUAAUACUUAUUCAUCAUAAAGUGAUUUUGAAAUUAUAUAUGCAUUAUAAUUACAAUGGUACAAAUGACUUCC
Molecule: messenger RNA, 4527 nt
Organism: Mytilus californianus (California mussel)
Lineage: Eukaryota; Metazoa; Mollusca; Bivalvia; Mytilida; Mytilidae
Product: interaptin-like
Exons: 4
Coding region: 303-1223 (306 amino acids)
Source: RefSeq, a predicted model, not a curated record